UUAAGAGGAAACAUGACAUCCUCCUCUUCACGUGAUAAAGUCUUUCAUCAAGAGAUCCAUUUGCUAGCAGGCAUCUACCAUUCUCACAGCAUCAUGACUGAAGAAACCCAGAAAAUGUCCUACCAGAUCAUUGGGAUGAUUCUAGUCUGUCUGCAGAUGACUGCUUCACAGGAAGGGAUGUGGAUCCAACAGAGCCCGGCCCAGAUUGUAUUGGCCCCUGGAAAUACUGCACGGAUAGACUGUAAGCUCUCAACCGGGAGUGCUUAUGUAUAUUGGUACAAAGAGCUUCAGAAUGGAAGCCUGCAUGGGAUUUUCCAGAGUUAUAAGAAUGCACCUUCAGAUGGAAAAUACUCGAGUGAGGUGAAUGAGGCAUCGGACACGUUUUCUCUGAUUAUCACAGAUGCACAAAGAAACGACUCCGGGGUGUAUUACUGUGGCCUAGCUGCUUAUGCAUAUGCGAACUUCGGGAGUGGGACCCGACUAAUUGUCACAGAUGCCUCUGAACCAAGACUUUCCGUCCUGGUGCCCUCCACCCAGGAGGAUGCUGAACCACCCCAGGACGUGCCCCUGCUCUGCCUGCUCUCGGAUUCCACUCCUGCCUGGAGCAACGUUCUCUGGGACACAGGGGAAGGGGCAUUGGAGGGCCAGGCAGAUUCUGGAGCCAUAGACGGGGAUGGGAUCUACAGCGUCUGGAGCCUAACGACAAUCCCAUAUGAGACAUGGAAUCAGGAGACAAUCUGGACUUUGACAGUCAAAGACAACAGCACGGGGAGAAACUUCAGUGUUACCAUUGCCAAGCAAACAGAUGAGCCUGGAAAAGAAUACUGCGAUUAUGUGUUAUAUUUUGGCCUGCUUUGUAUUUUCAUCCUUGUCAUCAUCCAGCUGAUGGUCCUGCUCUUCAGGAAGCGUCUCACCAGAGGGGUAGCUGUGAAAAAAGGGAACCAAAUACCCAUGAGGCAGAUUCCACAG
Molecule: messenger RNA, 969 nt
Organism: Pelodiscus sinensis (Chinese soft-shelled turtle)
Lineage: Eukaryota; Metazoa; Chordata; Testudines; Trionychidae
Source: RefSeq, a predicted model, not a curated record